AUGUUGGAUUCCUCGCAGCUCGAGUUCGAUAUUGUCAUAGCUGGGGGUGGCACUAGCGGAUGUGUCGUUGCAAGCCGCUUGGCAGCGGCAGAUCCGAGUCUGAGCAUUCUGGUCUUGGAAGCAGGGCCGCCUACCCGCGAGGACCUAGCGCACAUCCAGCCGGCUCGAUUUCUAACCCACCUUCAAGCCAACAGCACUACCGUCAAAUUCAAUGUCGGGAAGGAGAGCGAGGAUCUGGGCGGUCGGGCACCUGUCGUACCUUGCGGCCAGUGUCUGGGCGGCGGCUCCAGUGUGAACUUCACGAUGUACAAUCGCCCAUCCGCGUCCGACCUCGAUGACUGGGAGAAUGUUCACGGGAAUCCGGGUUGGGGCUCCCACGACAUAAUCCCCCUUCUCCAGAAGAUGGAGACAUAUCAGGCUCAACCAGGACUAGAGACCCAUGGAUACUCCGGCCCCCUCAAGAUAUCAUAUGGCGGCUUAUCCACUCAAUCAGGAAAAGAGUUUCUUGACGUUGCUGCACGCUACGACAAUACGCGACCAUACAUAGACGACCCGAAUGGACUCUUCGAAGUAAAUGCAUACGGAAAUUGGCAUCUGAACAAUAAUUCUAGAAGUGGCAGAAGUGCGCCUACAGUCUUUGGCAUGCUCCCAAGCAUACUCACAGAGCUCAGAUUUAUCGAUGCCGAAACGGGCAGACGGUCAGAUGUACCUCACAACUACAUCUAUAAUCAGAACUUCGAGAACCUCACGGUUCUCACGGGGCAUCUCGUAAAGCGCAUCCUCUUUGAAUUCCACGGCAAAGCCGAAGACGUUGUGCACGUCGCCCGUGCAAAACGGCUCGUUGUAGUGUCUGCUGGGGCCUUCGGAUCCCCUGCAAUACUCGAAAGAUCUGGAAUAGGAUCAGAGGCCCUUGUGCGCUCCCUGGGGAUCACCCCGACCGUCGAUCUACCCGGAGUCGGGGAAAACUACCAAGAUCACAUCGUAAUCUUCACCACAUAUUACGCAGACGACAGUGUAGAAACACUUGACGGCAUCUUGCAAAGCAAACAGGAUGAGCUCAGCAAAUGGACCACACAGUGGAACCAAAAUGGAACAGGUCUGAUGGCUACCAAUGGUAUUGAUGCGGGGGUCAAAUUGCGCCCGUCAGAUGAAGAAUUGAAGGACAUUGGCCCUGGAUUUCAGCAACGGUGGAAGGCAUACUUCGCCAAUGCUCCCGACAAGCCGAUCCUGUGGACCGGGAUAGGGGCAUUAUUUGUCGGCGACUUCACAGCCGCACCCGCGCGGAAAUGCUUCUCCACGCCCUACUUUGUCACCUACCCUUGCUCUGUAGGCUAUGUACACAUCACAUCCGCCGACAACACCGCAGCCCCCGCGGACUUUGACCCCAGAUAUCUCAGCUGCCCGGAGGACUUGUUACUCAUGAGGUGGGGCUAUAAGUUCAGCCGCGAGCUCGCACGUCGCCUGCCCUCCUACCGAGGAGAACACCUCGCAAGCCACCCUAUCUUCCCGCCCGGUAGCAAGGCCAUCUGCCACGCUGAUGCUCGCCCAGUCGACAUCUCGGAGGUGGACAUCGCGUACACCACAGAAGACGACGAGGCUAUAGAUAUAUACAUUCGCAAGACAGUGGCGACGGCUUGGCAUUCGCUCGGCACAUGUACGAUGAGGCCACGCGAGAAGGGAGGUGUCGUUGAUUCCUGCCUCAAUGUAUACGGCGUCCAAGGAUUGAAGGUUGCUGACAUGUCGAUCGCCUCUGCUAAUGUCUCCUCGAACACCUAUGCUACUGCUCUGGCGAUCGGCGAGAAAGCAGCGGUGAUAAUCACGGAGGAGCUCGGGCUCAUUUAA
Molecule: messenger RNA, 1842 nt
Organism: Postia placenta MAD-698-R-SB12
Lineage: Eukaryota; Fungi; Basidiomycota; Agaricomycetes; Polyporales; Adustoporiaceae
Exons: 14
Coding region: 1-1842 (613 amino acids)
Molecular function (GO): oxidoreductase activity, acting on CH-OH group of donors; flavin adenine dinucleotide binding
Source: RefSeq, a predicted model, not a curated record